AUGGCGGCCGACAACAAUCGGAUGCGCGUACUUCGCCCGCUCCAGGCGUGUAACCUCUGCAAGGCCCGCAAGAAGAAAUGUGACAAAUCUUUGCCAUCUUGUGGAUAUUGUACAAGCAAACAAAUCGAUUGUGUCUAUGGAGACGCUUCAUUUCCUCGAAACCCUGCUUCGCCGACCACAAAAGAUGCUUGUCCUAAACAGCCGUCACUAUGGCCCUCGCCUGCUCGUGUCAUCAUAAAUCCAAAACAUGCCCUACAGCUAGCGGAGGGGUUCGGACGAGAGGUGUAUUUGGACGUGUAUAGAGUCAUUCGUGACAGUGGGCAGUUUGUCGACGACAUCACAGCUCGCUUUUUCAAUGGAAUUCAUCACCAGCUGCCGCUCAUCUCGCGGUCCUCCUUUUAUAAUAACUUAGCUGCGUUGGGGCCAGCCUCCUCCGUCGAUAGUUCACUGCUCCUGUUGGCGAUGUCUCUCUUCACAAAGACACCUGAUGCCCAUGCAAAAACAGUCCCCAACCUUGAAAAGCGGCGCGCCCUUUAUCUCUCCUUGAAAUCUCUUUAUGCUCAAGUUCAAGCUUGCAGUCCGCCCUCUAUUCCUCUAAUUCAAGCAGGAGUUCUUCUCGGUAUGCACGAGUAUAUGAAUGGGCAGCCGUACAACGGAUUUAUGACCAUCUCAACGUGUGCCAGGAUGGCUUAUGCCGCCGGAAUUCACAUGCACUUCUCUCAUGAGAAUACGAGCAGCCGCAAGCCUGAUUCUCCAUCCUUGUUCCAAGAAGAAGAAGAGGCCAACACUUGGUGGGGAAUUGUCAUAUGUGAGAGAACGUUUUUGUGUGAGCUAGAGACCAACAGCCAGCCAUUGUUAUCCGUGUUUCCUGCCGGAGACGCUAGGUUGCCAAUUGAAUCUCAAGUCCUCGAUCAACUCGAUAUCUUAGAGCAUGGAUCUUUACCCAACAUCCCACUUUCUUGCCUUACCUUUCCAAAUCUCGGAGGAUUCAGUCGGAUGGCGCAGGCUACCUGCUUUUUAGAUCAAGUUCGUAACGCAUUUGAGGUUGAUAACAUCGACUCUAGGCUUCUCCUUCUUUCCAGACUGGAUACCAAUAUUCAGUCUUUCCUGUCGUUGGUAAUGCCACAAUGUCAAGAGGAGCCAGGAAUAUACUGUUCAGCCAUGAACAUAACCAUCAGAACCCUGUUCAUACUCCACUGGCAUAUUAUCACGCAGCUAAAAAUUUGUGCGCCAAGAUACGAGCCACGAGAUGUGUGGCUGGCCAGAUCACAUGAAGCGCUGGAGACUGUGGCUAAAAUGGUCAUUGAUAUUGCGGAUUUGUUGUUGGCUACACCUGUGCAGGGCACGACAACGUACAUGGUCGACACAAUGCCACCGCAAUACCCAUAUAUUGCUCGUGCCGUUCUUGGAUAUCUUUGCACCAGGAAAUCUAUCGAAGAACCAGAGUGGUCUAAGAAAGCUCGGGAGAUUCUGCAGAUGUGGCUCGACAAGUACUCCGAAUGA
This is a messenger RNA of Clonostachys rhizophaga, 1503 nucleotides long. NCBI's taxonomy places the organism in Eukaryota, Fungi, Ascomycota, Sordariomycetes, Hypocreales, Bionectriaceae. The record is from the annotation of a GenBank genome assembly.